This is a messenger RNA of Mycetomoellerius zeteki, 726 nucleotides long. RefSeq lists its product as uncharacterized. The transcript has a single exon. NCBI's taxonomy places the organism in Eukaryota, Metazoa, Arthropoda, Insecta, Hymenoptera, Formicidae. Bases 1 to 726 code for a protein of 241 amino acids. The record is from RefSeq and is a predicted model, not a curated record.
AUGGAUUCAAUGUGUUUAGCGGAGGCUAAGACUAAACGUAUCACUGCAAAGUCCUCCUUGACGCGACACAAAACUGCCAUAGAAAACUUUGAUAUUAAUAAUGGAUCGCGAUAUGACAUUGUUGAGCGUAGAAAGAGGCUAAUAGAACUAUGGAAUCUUUUUGAUGUCGUGCAAUCGCGAAUAAAAGUACUUGAGAAUCAAGAUCCAUCAAUUGAAAACAAAGAUGAGCUACGUGCUCAACAUGAGCAACACAGAGCAAAUUUCAAAUCAACAUAUUUCAGUCUGAUUUCGCGUUGUGAAGCCUUACUUGAACAUUUUGAUCAACGCAAUCUUAGAAUCUCUUCAUCAACUUCUAACGAUACGCAAAAUACGAGCACGUCCACAAACAAGGAAUCGCAUGUUAGGUUGCCUAAAAUCGAGCUUCCAGUAUUUUCAGGUUCCUAUGAAGAUUGGUACUCGUACCAGGAUACGUAUGAAAAAUUAAUACACGCCAAUCAAAGGUUAUCAGAGAUUGAGAAGUUCCAUUACUUACGUUCGUCUCUCAAAGACAAGGCUGCUGAAAUAAUAAAAUCCAUCGAAACCACUACCGAUAAUUACAAGGAUGCCUGGUCUGCUGUUAAGGAACGGUUUGAUAACAAGCGCUGGAUACUACAAAAACAUAUUAAAGCUAUAUUCGAAAUUACUCCAUUAACGAAAGAAAAUCAUGUUCAGUUACGUGAAUUGUAA